Molecule: messenger RNA, 666 nt
Organism: Daldinia decipiens
Lineage: Eukaryota; Fungi; Ascomycota; Sordariomycetes; Xylariales; Hypoxylaceae
Product: ribosomal protein L10e
Exons: 3
Coding region: 1-666 (221 amino acids)
Biological process (GO): ribosomal large subunit assembly; translation
Cellular component (GO): cytosolic large ribosomal subunit; ribosome
Molecular function (GO): structural constituent of ribosome
Source: RefSeq, a predicted model, not a curated record
AUGGCGCGUCGUCCGGCAAGAUGUUACCGAUACUGCAAGAACAAGCCGUAUCCCAAGUCCCGCUUCAACCGUGGUGUUCCCGACCCUAAGAUCCGUAUCUUCGAUCUUGGCCGAAAGCGUGCGACCGUCGAUGACUUCCCUCUCUGCAUCCACCUUGUCUCCAACGAGUACGAGCAGCUGAGCUCCGAAGCUCUCGAAGCCGCCCGUAUUUGCGCCAACAAGUACCUCGUCAAGACUGCCGGAAAGGAAGGUUUCCACAUGCGUGUCCGCGCUCACCCCUACCACGUUGUCCGUAUCAACAAGAUGUUGUCUUGCGCUGGCGCCGAUAGACUGCAGACUGGUAUGCGUGGUGCCUGGGGUAAGCCCAACGGUACUGUUGCCCGUGUCAACAUCGGUCAGAUCAUCCUGAGUGUCCGAACUCGUGAUUCUAACCGUGCCGUCGCUCUUGAGGCUCUCCGACGAUCCCAGUACAAGUUCCCUGGCCGACAAAAGAUCAUCAUCUCUAAGAACUGGGGCUUCACUCCUCUCCGACGUGACGAGUACCUCGAGAAGAAGGCUGCUGGUCGUGUCAAGGUUGACGGUGCCUACGUUCAGUUCCUCACCAACCACGGUAACCUUGCGCAGAACAUCAAGCGUUUCCCUGAUGCGUUCACCGAGUCCGCUUAA